This is a messenger RNA of Baudoinia panamericana UAMH 10762, 390 nucleotides long. RefSeq lists its product as uncharacterized. The record is from RefSeq and is a predicted model, not a curated record. The transcript has 3 exons. Lineage: Eukaryota; Fungi; Ascomycota; Dothideomycetes; Mycosphaerellales; Teratosphaeriaceae. The coding region runs from base 1 to 390 and encodes 129 amino acids. Gene Ontology annotation, biological process: mitochondrial respiratory chain complex I assembly.
AUGUCGUCCGGAUACGGCUUGACCGGCGGUCCCUCCCGCUGCUUCCCCUUCUGGCAAGAAGUCCUCGCCUGCUACGUCGUCAACACCACCAUGGAGGACGACUCAGGCAAGGCCAAGUGCAAACCCGCGCUAGACGAUUACUACGAGUGCUUACACCACAAGAAAGAGUACCGCAAAGUCGUAGCCAUGCAAGCUGCAUACCGACGGCGCGAGACCGAGACGGCGCGAGAUCAGGCACCGAGUGCGGGCGAGAUACGGAGCUUGGGACUGCUGGAUAAGAAGGAUGAGGAGGUUAAUAUCAAGCAUGGCAGGCUAUUGCCGACGUAUGGGAGCAAUCUGAGCAAGGGGCCGAUAAGUACUGUGGAGCGGGUGGCUACGCAGGGGACGUAG